CGUGCGUGUGUUGACGUUUCAUCAAAACAAAGCACGAUCGCGCGUCUUGUCCAGCAUUUUACUACGGUGUUUCGUUGCGAAUGCGUCGUUUCUGCGCUAACUGUCUACGCGAAAAGUGUUGAUCGGCUGUUCGUGCGUGUAUCACCGGCUUCUGAGUGAACGAGUGCCACAAUUGCGAUGUCGUCCACCGUGAAAUUCACCUCGGACGAGAGUCUCGGCGAGUCUUGGGUGGAGCUAAAUCCUGUACCCGAUAGGAUAACUCCGUUACCGUUCAGUAGCGGCGGUGAAGAGUACCUGCGACUCCUUAGAGAAGCUCAAAGGGAUUCUCUUCCCUCAUCUGCCAGACAUUCUCUAGCGUCUUCACAUCGCGGUACACCUAGAGACAGCCCAAAGAGCCCACCGAACAGCCCCAAUACUGAGCUAGCAACCGAAGACGAGCUCAAGGGAGUAUAUAUAAAUUACUGCUGCAAUAAGGAAGCCGAGCUUUUAGAGAAGAACACGGAUUGGAUCUACGAAUGGAGUUCGCGUCCGGAUCAAGUACCGCCAAAAGACUGGAAGUUCAAGCAUCCUCAAGGAAUGAACAAAAGAAAAUCUUACAGCAUUCGUACCACAAAAGUAGGCAAGAAUGGCUUGUUCUCUAAAGAAGUCCUUUACACACUCUUUAUCACGAAUAUUCUGUCCGUUUUGGUGGGAGCUGGCUUAGGAGUUUGGCUGACCAGGCGAGGAUCGUUAACGUCCACCGUGACCAUCGAGUGAAGAAGAAAAACGGUCAGGUACGCGAAAGUCAGGAUUGCUGCGCUGGAGAUUGCAAGGAAACGGAGUAAAAGGGUGGUUGGUCUGUAUCGCAAACCGCAAGAAAGACUGAAGAGCCAAGAGGGUCGAUCGAGCCUAAAAACACACGCAACACAUUAUUUCGAUUACCCCCGUUUUAAUAUUAGCACUUUCUAUCUCUUCUUAAUCCUUCCC
Habropoda laboriosa is the source of this 966-nucleotide messenger RNA. It is a transcript of the gene BNIP3, whose product is annotated as BCL2/adenovirus E1B 19 kDa protein-interacting protein 3. Gene Ontology annotation, biological process: positive regulation of apoptotic process; mitochondrial outer membrane permeabilization. The record is from RefSeq and is a predicted model, not a curated record. Gene Ontology annotation, cellular component: mitochondrial envelope; mitochondrial outer membrane; nucleus. Bases 178 to 756 code for a protein of 192 amino acids. The transcript has 6 exons. NCBI's taxonomy places the organism in Eukaryota, Metazoa, Arthropoda, Insecta, Hymenoptera, Apidae.